AUGGCGUCCAUCAACGAGGAGGAGAAUGGCGGAAUUCUCAUGAAAAAUGUGGCUGACCUGCGGACUUUGGGCAUUUGCUCAGCCAAAUGGCUGAUCUUGAUCCUGGUGUGGAAUCUUCAUCCCUACCUGGGUCUUUGCGGAAAGCUCUUCGCAGGUUUGGUCCAGUGUGUGUGGAGCUUCUAUGUCAUGACAAUGGUGCACAAUGCGAUGCACUGCGAUGUCUUCCGGCAUGGAUUCGUAGAGUCCGUUUGGAGAGUCAUCCUCUCCGCAACUGCUGGCGUGCCAGUGGAAUCUUAUCGACCCACGCACAACCUGAAUCAUCACGUGUAUACGCAACACGGGGACCACCUUGACACUAUGCAGAUGAAGUACAAGUGGCAUUUGCUCAACCUUUUGCUAUUCUUCCCAACAGUUUUCCCUGCGAUUCAGAAGUUGGAGUCUGAGUUCAUCGCCAACGAGGCGAAGAAAUGCUCCAAGACCUUCUUCCUUUUCAUCUUCCAGGUGAUGGCAGCACAUGGCGCUACAGGCAUUUUGCUCUAUCUUGACUGGCGCCGAGCAGUUCUUUGCUGGGUGAUUCCAUACAUCUUCGGUGCAGAUGCCAUCGUAACCAUGAACAUGCUGCAGCAUGACGGGACGGAGGACAUUGUUCUUGGAGAGCACAAAGGUCCCAAAAUGAAUGUGAAUUCCGCUCGGAACUUCACGGGUCCAGUGAUCAACUGGAUCACAUGCAACAAUGGCUACCAUGCCAUUCAUCACAUGUACAGCAACAUGCACUGGACCAAAUAUCCUGAGAUGCACCAGAAGUUGAUUGCACCACAUAGCAACCCCGAAUUGGACGAGCCGGACAUUCUCAAAUUCCUGUGGCGCACCUACUUUUGGCCGGGCAAACUUCCAGAGCAUCGCCAGAGCAAAGAGAGCUGA
This is a messenger RNA of Cladocopium goreaui, 921 nucleotides long. The record is from the annotation of a GenBank genome assembly. NCBI's taxonomy places the organism in Eukaryota, Dinophyceae, Suessiales, Symbiodiniaceae.